Molecule: messenger RNA, 3498 nt
Organism: Lodderomyces margitis
Lineage: Eukaryota; Fungi; Ascomycota; Pichiomycetes; Serinales; Debaryomycetaceae
Gene: RPA135
Product: DNA-directed RNA polymerase I core subunit
Exons: 1
Coding region: 1-3498 (1165 amino acids)
Biological process (GO): DNA-templated transcription
Cellular component (GO): RNA polymerase I complex; nucleus
Molecular function (GO): DNA binding; DNA-directed RNA polymerase activity; ribonucleoside binding
Source: RefSeq, a predicted model, not a curated record
AUGACGCAAGCACAGUUUCGUACUCUAGAAAGAGAAAAGAGGUUUCAAAAUCCUCCCAAAGAUAAAUCAGCCUACCCGCUAUUAGAGAAUGCGGUGGCACCCCAUAUCGGAUCCUUCAAUGCAUUGACCGAGGGCGAAGAUGAUGGGUUGUUAAAUAUGGCAGUCAAAGACAUUGGAUCAAAGACCAUCUUUGAUUCCAAAGAGACUGAUAGAUUGGGCAACAAGUUGAACAUUAGGGUGGAAUCGGUAUCAAUAGCGAAGCCAAGCGUUCCAUCAACAGACAAACUAUCCAUAAAUAGAAAGACAUUCCCAAGUGAGUGUCGUGAGAGAAUGACCACGUACAAAGCGAGAUUGAUGUUGAAUGUCACUUGGUGUGUAAAUGACGGCGAAGAGCAAAGUGAAAUUAGAGAAGCAGGGCAGAUUCCCAUCAUGUUGAAAUCGAAUAGAUGCCAUUUACAAAAGAUGUCCCCAAAUCAAUUGGUUGAGGCAAAAGAGGAAAGUGACGAGUUAGGAGGAUACUUUAUCGUUAAUGGUAUCGAAAAAUUGAUUCGUAUGUUGAUUGUCCAGCGAAGAAAUCAUCCCAUGGCAAUCAUUCGACCUUCCUUUGGUAAUAGAGGUGCCUCGUACACGAAAUAUGGUAUCCAAAUCAGAUCGGUCAGACCAGACCAAACUUCACAAACAAAUGUAUUACACUAUCUUAAUGAUGGUAACGUCACAUUUAGGUUUUCGUGGAAGAAAAACGAAUAUUUGGUACCAGUUGUCAUGAUAUUGAAAGCUCUUGUUGAAACAAAUGACCGAGAAAUUUUUGAUGGAAUAGUUGGUCAUGAUGUUGAAAACUCCUUCUUGACUGAUCGUUUGGAGUUAUUAUUGAGAACAUUCAAAGCGUACAAUUUGCAUUCACAACAGGAGACAUUGGCAUAUUUGGGUGACAAGUUCAGAGUGGUUUUUGGAGCAACACCCGAUGUGUCCGAUAUUGAAGUAGGAAGAGAAGUCUUGAGACGUAUUGUUCUUGUUCAUUUGCCAAACAACGAAGACAAGUUCCGCAUGUUGUUGUUUAUGAUCCGUAAGUUGUACUCAUUGGUAGCAGGGGACUGUGCCCCAGAUAAUCCAGAUGCUACGCAACAUCAGGAAGUAUUGUUGGGAGGAUUCUUAUAUGGUAUGAUUAUUAAGGAAAAGAUCGAUGAAUAUUUACAAAAUUUCAAACUUCAAGUGCAAUCAGAUAUAAACCGUGGCGUUGGUGUUAACUUUUCAGAUCGCAAGUACAUCACCCGAGUAUUUUCAAGAAUCAAUGAAAAUAUAGGUCAAAAAUUGCAGUACUUUUUGUCAACUGGUAAUUUGGUUUCACAAUCUGGUUUAGAUUUACAACAAGUUUCUGGUUAUACUGUUGUGGCGGAAAAGAUUAAUUUCCAUCGUUUUAUUUCCCAUUUCAGAAUGGUCCAUAGAGGUUCGUUCUUUGCCGAGUUGAAAACCACCACCGUUCGUAAAUUAUUACCUGAAUCGUGGGGAUUUUUGUGCCCAGUUCACACUCCCGAUGGAUCUCCAUGUGGGUUAUUAAAUCAUUUGUCGCAUAAAUGUAUUAUUUCCACUACUGCAUCUGAUGUGUCGCAAGUUCCUGCUGCCUUGGCUCAGCUAGGUGUGUCGCCAGCCAAUGCAUUUGCCGCAGGCCCAGAUUUAUGCUGUGUACAAUUAGACGGUAAGAUUGUUGGUUGGACCACUCACGAACAGGGUAAGAUUGUAGCUGACACAUUGCGGUUCUGGAAAAUUGAGGGCACUCAUGGAUUACCAUUGGAUUUGGAAAUUGGGUAUGUCCCUCCAUCAACCAAAGGUCAAUACCCAGGUUUGUACCUCUUUGGUGGUCAUUCUAGAAUGAUGAGGCCCGUAAAGUACUUGCCUUUGGGUAAGCAAGAUAUUGUUGGUCCUUUCGAACAAGUAUACAUGAACGUUGCAGUAACACCAGAAGAGAUUGAAAAUAAUGUUCAUUCACACGUUGAAUUCUCACCAACCAAUAUCUUAUCCAUUUUGGCUAAUUUGACUCCAUUCUCCGACUUUAAUCAAUCUCCAAGAAAUAUGUACCAGUGUCAGAUGGGUAAGCAGACAAUGGGUACUCCCGGUACUGCUUUGGUACACAGAUCGGAUAACAAAUUGUAUCGUUUGCAAACUGGUCAAACACCAAUAGUCAAGGCCAACUUAUAUGAUGACUAUGGAAUGGAUAAUUUCCCCAAUGGUAUGAAUGCAAUUGUUGCGGUCAUCUCCUACACUGGUUACGAUAUGGAUGAUGCGAUGAUUAUCAACAAGUCGGCAGAUGAGAGAGGUUUUGGAUAUGGUACUGUUUACAAAGUGGAAAAAAUUGACUUAUCACAAUCGAGAAGAAGAGGUGAUCCGAUUACCCAACAUUUUGGCUUUGGUGAAGAUGAAUGGCCAGAGGCAUGGAAGACGAAGCUAGAUGAUGAUGGGUUUCCUUUAGUCGGGGUCAAAGUGGAAGAAGGUGACCCAAUUCUUGCCUACUAUGAUGACACCCUCGGAAAGACCAAAGUAAAAACAUAUCACUCGUCCGAACCAGCAUAUAUCGAAGAAGUAAAAUUACUCGGUGAUGAUGCGGGUGAUAACGAGGGUCAGCAAGUCACCAUCAAAUAUAGAAUCACAAGACAGCCUAUAAUUGGUGACAAAUUCUCCUCCAGACACGGUCAAAAGGGUGUUUGUUCGAGAAAAUGGCCACAAAUAGAUAUGCCUUUUAGUGAAAGCGGUAUGCAGCCUGAUGUUAUUAUCAAUCCACAUGCGUUCCCAUCACGUAUGACAAUUGGUAUGUUUGUGGAAUCGUUGGCGGGUAAAGCGGGUGCCUUGCAUGGUGUUGCGCAAGAUGCCACUCCUUGGAAGUUUAGUGAGUCCGAUACUCCGGCAGAUUACUUUGGAGAGCAAUUGUUAAAAGCAGGUUACAAUUUCCAUGGUAAUGAGCCAAUGUAUUCCGGUGCUACGGGUGAGGAAUUGAGAUGCGACAUUUAUAUUGGAUGUGUUUACUAUCAAAGAUUAAGACAUAUGGUGAACGACAAGUUCCAAGUUAGAUCGACUGGUCCUGUUAACUCGUUGACCAUGCAACCUGUCAAAGGUAGAAAGAGAUCAGGGGGUAUUCGUGUUGGUGAGAUGGAAAGAGAUGCGUUGAUUGGUCACGGUACUGCAUUCUUGUUGCAAGAUAGAUUGUUGAAUUGUUCAGAUUACACACAAACUUCGAUAUGUAAAUCAUGUGGCUCAAUACUAACUACACAAACUUCGGUUCCUAGAAUUGGAUCAAUGGCAAGUAUAAGGUGUAGAAGGUGUUCUGUUAGAUUAGAUAAAUAUGAUGGUUAUGCCGAAGAUGCAGAUAUUUGGGAGGACGGCCAUGGUGUUAAGUUUGUGGGAGGUGAUGAUACAACCACUGUUGCCAUCCCAUUUGUGUUGAAAUACUUGGACAGUGAGCUUUCGGCUAUGGGUAUCAAGAUGAAAUACAAUGUGGAACCAAAGUAA